AUGACAGAGAAGGGCUUCCAGUAUGAAUCCCAACAGAAACAGAAAUUAUACGAGACAUCUUAUAACCAGCUACACCUUAAGAUGGAUGAAAUUUAUAGGAUGCUGAAUGCUAAAGAGAAUGCCAGGUUGGUACAUAGGCAUUAUAAGAAGUGGUUACUACUGUCAGAAUGGUUCAGUCUCUCUGAACAGAAAUACAUAGAGUUGUUAAGUGAGAAUGAAUUGCCUCAACAUGAUCAAUUAUUUUCUGAGCAAAGACAAAAUAUGGAGAUGUUUAAAACUGCUGUACAAGAAUACCUGGCCGCAUUUGAAGAAGUUAGUUCCUUCACAGAGGAUGAUGAAAAGUGCGACUCGCUUUCUCAGACAAGCAGGUGUGGUAGUCUCUCAUCCUUGCAGUCUAACACCAGUCUAAUGAGACUAAAAGAAGAACAACGUAAAGCUGAGUUAGCCGCAAGAAUGGCGGCAUCACAAGAAAGACACAAGUUAGAUAUAGAAAAACAAAGAUUGGCAAAUGAAACUGAAUUAUCUCGAUUGGAGUUAAAGCGGCUAGAAGAAGAGUUAAGAUUAAAGGCAGAAAUAGCUGUAAGUGAUGCGAGAGCAAAGGUCAUAGACGACUUUGAACAGUAUGAAUAUGGGUCAGAGGUCAAGUUUAAACCUGACAUUAAAACAAAUGUAAGCACCCCUCUUAAUGAUGUUCUCACUGAUAUUAAUGCUGUUAAACACGAGUGUAUAUACACCCAGCCACAGCGUGAGUUCAACACCUUAUUAACUCCAAAUAAAUCAUCAUGUCAACAACCACUUGCAUCCCCUAAUCAUGGAAAUGGUAAGGUUGAAGUUGAUGUUUUAUCAAAACUUGCUGAUUUGUUAGCUAGUAGACAAGAUGAUCUUCCUAGGAAGGAACCAGAAGUUUUUAGUGGCAACAUAUAUGAUUACCCAGCGUGGAUACGAUCCUUUGAGAUCCUGAUUGAAGAUAGGAAACCGUUGGCCACAGAUAGGUUGUAUUACCUCAGAAAGUAUACAAGUGGUGAGGCUAAAACAGCGGUACAAGGUCUACUGACUUUAGACACCACUGAGGCCUACAUUAAGGCAAAACAAAUCCUAGCUGAGCGCUAUGGUAAUCCACUGAUGGUCGCUGACACCUACAGAAAGAAAAUAAAUGACUGGCCAUACAUCAAGUAUGGUAACAGUAUUGAGUUAAGGCGAUUUUCUGAUUUUCUUCAGCAUUGUCAGUCUGCAAUGAAUACAGUUAACUACCUUGUGGUUCUGAAUGAUCCCGAAGAGCAUAGAAAAAUACUUCGAAAGCUACCAAAGUCAAUAGGUGAAAAGUGGUUAAGAAUUGUUGAUGGCUGUUUGACCGAUCCUCUAAACCAGUCAUAUCCUUCCUUCUCUCAGCUUUGUAGUUUCAUUAGCAAAGAAGCACGUAUAGCUUGCAGUCCAUUGAAUGUGAAUUAUGAUGACAGCAAGACAGAAACAAAGACGAGAAGUGGUAAGAAAUGGACAGCUACCCAGAGUUUGGCAACAGCAACAGGAGAAACAAAGAAUACUCAAGGAGACUCAGCCACUCAGACUGGCUUCACUGGUAACCUGAAACGAUGUGUAUUGUGUAAAGGAACACAUGAUUUGGUGUACUGUAAGCAAUUCCAAAGAAUGACAUUGAAAGAUAGAUACGCCACAGUGAUAAAACAUGGUUUAUGUUUAGCCUGUUUUAAAUGGGGACACAGAAGAUGUGAUUGCCGCAAUAAGAAGAUGUGUGAUAUCUGCAAGCGAUUACACCCAACCCUUCUACAUGACUACUCUUAUAAUGCCACCAGAGAUCCAAUAAAUACUGAAGAUGUCUCUGUUGAUAUGAGUCCUAGGUUGGAAUGUGCCACUUCACACAGAGUCGAGAUAGAUCACCAGAGGGAUUCCUCUUUACCAUGUUCCCAUUCUCUUAUAAUUCCUGUUUUCCUGCACCAUAAGAGCGUACCUAACCAACAAGCCACUGUUUAUGCUCUGUUGGAUCCUCAGUCUGACUCUUGUUUUAUUACAAAAUCUAUGAUGGAGAAAAUAGGCGUAAAUGGUCCAAACAUUCAAAUAAAGUUAUCAACGAUGCUGGCCGAAAAGGUAAUUGAGUGUAACAAGAUAGAUGGACUAGUUGUUAUGAAUAUGGACCGUUCCAUAAAUAUUGACUUACCAGCAGUCUUCUCUCGAGAAUGUAUACCUGCUAGUCACAGCCAAAUUGCAAGGCCUGAUACAGUUAGCAGAUGGCCACAUCUUAAGCAAGUUUCCAAGUAUUUACCUCCUUUCAGAAAGGAUAUUGAGAUUGGUCUUCUGAUUGGUAUGAAUUGUCCUCGUGCUUUGAAACCCAGGGAGGUCAUACCUGGUGAUGAUGAUGAUCCCUAUGCAGUUAGAACCGAUCUUGGCUGGGGCGUCAUUGGUGUAAUGAAUAGUCCAGAUUAUGAUCUGAGUAGCUACUGUCAAGUGAUAAAUACUGAAGGUAAAAGAUGUCACUUCACCUACCGAACCCAAGUCAAGGAGAUUAGCCCCUUACAGGUCAAUAAAAUGUUUGAGCAAGAUUUCAACGAAAGGAAGUCUGAAGACAAGAUAUCUCUGGAGGAUAGACAAUUCCUACAAAUUGUUACAGAUGGAAUUCACCAAAGAGAAGAUGGCCAUUUUGAAAUGCCCCUCCCUUUCAGAGAACCUGAAAUCAGUCUCCCUAAUAACAGAGCUCAAGCAGAGAAACGUUUACAAAAGUUGAAGUACAGGUUACUAAAGGAUGACCAGUUGAAGACAGACUAUGUUGAAUUCAUGAGUAAUAUUAUAGAUAGUGGCUAUGCUGAAGCAGCCCCUCAUGAUAAAGAACAUGACAACGGUUUGAAAUGGUACAUCCCCCACCAUGGUGUUUACAAUUCCAACAAGCCAGGGAAGGUCCGAGUUGUGUUCGAUUGUAGUGUUGAAUAUCAAGGACAAGUGCUUAAUCAUCACCUACUUCAGGGCCCAGACCUCUUAAAUAACCUGACUGGUGUUCUGUGCCGUUUCCGAAAGGAACCUGUGGCAAUUAUAUGUGACAUUGAAGCCAUGUUCAUGCAGGUCGGUGUUGAUAUUAAGGAUCGCAAUUAUUUGGGGUUUCUUUGGUGGAAAGAUGGUGACCUAACCCAAGAACCUUCAGAAUACAGAAUGACUGUUCACUUGUUCGGUGCGACAUCAUCCCCAGCGUGUGCAAACUUUGCAUUGAAAACUACUGCAGAUGUUAAUGGUGAUGAAUCUAAUCUCGAAGCAGCAGAUUUUGUGAGGAAUGACUUUUACAUGGAUGAUGGACUCAAGUCAGUUCCUGAUCCCACCCAAGCUAUCAAUCUGAUCGAAAGUUGCUCACAGUUGUGUGCCAAGGGAGGAUUUAAGCUCCACAAAUUUGCUAGUAAUGAUAAACGAGUUGUCGAGAAUAUCCCUGUUGAUCUGAGAGCCAAGGAUAUUCAGAGCUUUGAUAUUUGUCAUGAUAAUCUUCCAGUGGAAAGAGCACUUGGUGUGUAUUGGUGUUUAGAGUCUGAUACUUUUCAGUUUCGAAUCGAGAUAAAGGAUAAACCCUUCACCCGCAGGGGUAUAUUGUCUACUGUUAGCUCGAUUUUUGAUCCCCUUGGUUUGGUCUCUCCAGUCUUGCUUAUGGGGAAAAGGAUUUUGCAAAGAUUAACCAAGGAUGGAAUGGAUUGGGAUGAUCCAGUCCCGGAAGAUACAAGAUCGCAAUGGGAAAGGUGGAGGCAUGAGUUGUCUCUUUUGGCUUGUCUCAAGGUGCCUAGGUGUUACAAGGGUGAUGAUAUUGUUGAGCUUAGUACAGUUGAGAUGCAUCAUUUUUCUGAUGCUAGUCUUCUCGGCUAUGGUCAGUGCAGUUACCUGAGGCUACAAGAUAAUCAGGGUAAUGUUUCUUGUUCUUUAGUGAUGGCCAAGUCUCGAGUAGUUCCUGUGAAACCAAUCACCAUACCAAGGUUAGAGCUUACAGCAGCAGUCACUUCUGUGUUGGUGAGUGAGUUCUUAAAUAAGGAACUGAAGUAUGAUGGUAUUUCUCAUUUCUUUUGGUCAGACAGCAAGGUUGUAUUAGGGUACAUUGCAAAUAAGUCUACCCGCUUUCACAUAUUUGUAGCCAAUAGGGUACAGAAAAUUCAAGAUCAUACACAGCCAAGUCAGUGGAGAUAUAUUGAAUCAAAGAAGAACCCAGCGGAUAUUGCUUCAAGAGGUUCCAGUGCAGAUGAUUUAAUCCAUAAUUCUAUCUGGUGGAAAGGUCCAGUACUUCUAUCCACAGUAGAAUCUCAGAGCUCUACAUCGAAGACAGAGCCAUUUAUGCUUGAUAAUGCAGACCCAGAGAUUAAGAAGACUGUAUCAGUUCUGCAUACAAGCACCAUACCAGAUGAAUAUGAAGAUAUGCUGAGUAGAGUAGAGUACUUUUCUGACUGGCAUCGAUUAAAGAGAGCCAUAGCAGUUUGUCUAAGAUUUAAACAGAGGUUAAUGAACCACACGAUUUCAAAACCGAAAGUACACUUGAUGAAUUCAGCAACGAUUAAACAAAACUACAUUCCCGUGAAUGUGGAUGAGAUGCAACAGGCUGAAAAGCUGAUUAUCAAAAUGGUACAGAGCAGAGACUUUGCCGAUGAGUUACAGACGUUGAGACAGAGUUCAAGAAUUACAAGUCCUGCCAGGGAGAAUUCUAGAUCAGUACCAACUGUGAAGAAGACAAGCUCAUUAUUCCGACUAGAUCCCUACCUAGAUGAGGAGGGAAUUAUACGUGUAGGAGGAAGGAUUCGUAGAGCUAACCUUCCAAAGGAUGUUGCCCACCCUAUUCUACUUCCUAAGAAGGGGCAUGUUACAAAGGUCUUAAUAUUACAUUACCAUGAGAAAAUCGGUCAUUCAGGCACUGGAAUGACGCUUAAUGAGAUACGAGCUUAUGGUUAUUGGAUAGUAGCGUCUAGGGCAAGCGUAGGAAGUGUUGUUUGGAAAUGUGUAACUUGUAGAAAGUUGCGUGGGUUGUUGUCGGGUCAGAAAAUGUCUGACUUACCAGUUGAUAGGCUAGAGACUGUCGCCCCCUUUACAUAUAGCGCUGUUGAUUGCUUUGGCCCAUUCUUUGUUAAAGAUGGUAGACGUGAGUUGAAACGUUAUGGAGUAUUGUUCACUUGUUUAAAUUCACGAGCAGUUCAUAUAGAGGUAGCAAAUUCUCUUAGUACUGAUUCCUUUUUGAACGCACUUCGCCGUUUUGUUGGUCGCCGAGGUCCAGUGCGUCAACUCAGAAGUGAUCAAGGCACCAAUUUUGUUGGAGCUAAAGGUGCCCUGGCUGCAGCGUUAGCAGAGAUGGAUGACAGUAAGAUCAGUAGAGAGUUGUUAAAGGACAACUGUGACUGGAUAGCCUUCAAAAUGAAUUCCCCACAUUCGAGUCACAUGGGAGGAGUGUGGGAAAGGAUGAUUCGGUCAGCUCGGAAUGCAUUAUCCGCACUUCUAUCUGUUCAUGGUCAUCAAUUGGAUGAUGAGUUGUUGAGAACAUUAAUGGUAGAAGCCGAGGCUAUUGUGAAUAGCCGUCCCCUCAGUUAUGACGAUAUGACCAAGACAAGUUCUCUACAACCCCUUUCUCCUAGUCAGAUACUAACGCUGAAAUCGAAGGUUGUUUCACCUCCCCCUGGAGUUUUCCAGAAAGCAGAUCUUUUCUGUAGACAGCGUUGGAGAUGUGUCCAGUAUCUAUCUAAUGAGUUCUGGAGACGAUGGAGAGUCGAAUUUCUACCAACCCUACAACAGAGAUCUAAAUGGAUGAAGUCCCAACCAAACCUACAAGAAGGUGAUAUCGUCCUGAUGUUGGAUGAGAGUUUACCAAGAUAUCAAUGGCCAAUGGCCAGAGUAAUUGAGACGUUCGUGGGACAAGACGGACUUGUUCGAAGAGUUAGGCUGAUUGCUAAAGGUUCUGUGUACGAUAGACCUGUACACAAGUUAAUAUUGUUACUAAAAGGGGAAAUCCCCGUCGAGAAGCCAUAG
Messenger RNA from Saccoglossus kowalevskii, 5979 nucleotides. RefSeq lists its product as uncharacterized. Gene Ontology annotation, molecular function: nucleic acid binding. The record is from RefSeq and is a predicted model, not a curated record. NCBI's taxonomy places the organism in Eukaryota, Metazoa, Hemichordata, Enteropneusta, Harrimaniidae. Gene Ontology annotation, biological process: DNA integration.